Messenger RNA from Cyclospora cayetanensis, 1851 nucleotides. RefSeq names its product methionine--tRNA ligase. The record is from RefSeq and is a predicted model, not a curated record. Gene Ontology annotation, biological process: methionyl-tRNA aminoacylation. Bases 1 to 1851 code for a protein of 616 amino acids. Gene Ontology annotation, molecular function: ATP binding; methionine-tRNA ligase activity. The transcript is spliced from 3 exons. NCBI's taxonomy places the organism in Eukaryota, Apicomplexa, Conoidasida, Eucoccidiorida, Eimeriidae.
AUGCUGCUGUAUGCCACGUUUCGUUUCCACCGUUGGGGAGCCCUAGGAGGUGGCGCCUUGGCUAUGCCCGACUUCCCGCUGCUGUCCAAGGCGCUCCUAGAGACAGAAAAGGCCUUCAGUGGAGCCUUUUCAGCCGCAGCAGCGAUGAGCCCCCCACCGCCCCCAGGCCCCCAGCUCUUGACUAGGACUCAUUUGUGUGUCUCCCCAGGAGGAGCAGCGAACUCUACAGGCACUUUGAAACACGCGGCAGAACGUCCACCAUACUACAUCACGACAGCGAUUGCUUACACGAACGGCACACCGCACAUGGGCCACGCUUACGAAUACCUGGCCGCGGAUGCUUUGGCUCGCUAUCACCGUUUAGCCGGGUUUAAUGUAAAGUAUGUUACAGGGACGGACGAACAUGGAAUGAAGAUAGCUGAUGCGGCUGCAAAUGCCGGGGUGCCUACCCAGCAAUUCGUGGAUGCGCAUGCCGCGGAGUUUGUGGAGCUGCUGAGGAAGCUGAAUAGUAGCCACGAUCAGUUUGUCAGAACCUCGAGCGACGAGCACAAGGCCGUCUCCCAGUGGCUCUGGAAGGCCUGCAGGGACAAGGGAGACAUCUACUUAGGCACCUACUCGGGGUGGUACAACCGGAGGGAAGAGGCGUUCGUUUCGGAAAGAGACGCUAAAGCAACAGACUUUAAGGAUCCCGUUACCAACAAGCCCCUAGAACGAAUGCAAGAAGAGAGCUACUUUUUCAAAAUGGGCAGGUACCAGGAGCGGCUCAUUGAACACAUCAAGAGCCACCCUGGAUUCGUCGCCCCUGUUGAGAAGGAAAACGAGAUCCUUCGGCGGUUACAGGAGCCUCUCCACGAUUUGAGCUGCUCCCGUGCAUCCUUUACCUGGGGUGUCCCCGUUCCAGACGAUGAGAGACAUGUGAUGUACGUGUGGUUCGACGCCCUCACAAAUUACCUCACCGGCUUGAACCCGCUGGUAUCGGGGAGCCCCGAAUUCCGUUCCUUGUGGCCAGCGUCUCUUCACUUGAUCGGCAAAGACAUUAUUUGGUUUCACUGUGUGAUUUGGCCGUGCAUGCUCAUGUCUGCGGGCCUGCCGCUCCCAAAGCGCGUCUUCGCCCAUGGGUUUGUGCUGGGACCUGAGGGGGAGAAGAUGAGCAAGAGUUUGGGAAACGUUGUGCUUCCAGAAGACGCUUUGGCCGUCUGUCCUGCCGACAGCUUCCGGUUUUUCCUGCUUCGAGACGCCCGCUACGGCUGCGACAUGCGCUUCGACAUGAGUGCCAUGCGAGCGACACACAACAACGAACUGGCGAAUACUAUAGGCAACCUCCUGCAGCGGCUAGUUGGCCUCACUGCCAAAUUCUGUGGAGGAAAGGUGCCCCCGAGAAACUCCGCAGUGCCUCCCAGACAUCCCCCGUUCGACUUGGCGUUGCUCACCGCAGAGGUGGCCGACGCCUUUAGAGAAACGGCACUUAGGGAGGCCCUAGAGCUGCCUCUUCAGGCCGUGAGGGAUCUUAACAAAUUCCUCACAGACACAGCACCCUGGGCGUGCAAAGAUGAAGAAAGAAGACAGGAGGACAUCCGACUGUGCCUCGAGUGCCUGUACACCCUAGCCCACUUCUUGGAACCUUUCCUUCCAGAGGCUAUGUCCACUGUUUUCAAGCAAUUCAACACAAAACCAAAACUCAUACACGAGCUCUCCCCUUGGAUGGAAAAUCUAGCCCCCGGGACUCCCAUUGACCCCCCAGAGAAAGUCCUUUUCGAACCAAUACCCGAAGAGCCAGCAACAGACGAGCAGCAGCAGCAACAAUCCAAAAAGCAGCAUCAGAAGCAACAGCAGCAGAAGCAACGGAAGUAG